Messenger RNA from Momordica charantia (bitter melon), 2087 nucleotides. The record is from RefSeq and is a predicted model, not a curated record. NCBI's taxonomy places the organism in Eukaryota, Viridiplantae, Streptophyta, Magnoliopsida, Cucurbitales, Cucurbitaceae.
AAUCCUUGGUGUUUCUACUAGCGAACUUCAACAAAGUUUCAAUGUGGAGGCAAUUGAUUCAAUAAAGGUUCCCCCACAUUAUGCGAGAAACCUUCUGGAGUAUUGCUUUUUCAGGGCACUUGCACUGUCUACACAAAACACAGGCUAUUUGGCUGAUAAAAAAUUUCGACGCCUGACAUUUGACAUGAUGAUAGCUUGGGAAGCCCCAGCAAGUUCUAGCCAACCUUUAGUUAAUAUUGACGAGGAGGCAUCAGUUGGGGUGGAGGCUUUCUCUCGAAUUGCUUCAGCAGUUCCCAUAAUCUCAAAUGUGAUCAUAAGUGAAAAUCUUUUUGAGGUGCUUACUUCAUCAACUGGUGCUAGACUUCAGUUCUCUGUCUACGACAAGUACCUGAGUGGGCUAGAAAAAGUGAUUAGAAAAAUGAAAACCCUAUCAGAGUCCAACCUCCUUCAUUCUGAAAGAUCAUUAAGGCAAGAGAAGAUUUUAGAAGUGGAUGGAACAGUCACCACACAACCAGUUCUUGAACAUGUAGGAAUUUCUACAUGGCCGGGUAGGUUGGUUCUGACAGAUCAUGCACUUUACUUUGAAGCUCUUCGUGUUGUGUCGUAUGACAAGGCAAAAAGAUAUGACUUAUCCGAUGAUCUGAAACAGGUUAUCAAACCUGAAUUGACUGGACCAUGGGGUACCCGGCUCUUCGAUAAGGCAGUUCUGUAUAAAUCUGUUUCCUUAUCAGAACCAGUUGUGAUUGAGUUUCCUGAGCUUAAAGGCCAUACUCGUCGAGAUUUUUGGCUGGCGAUUAUUCUUGAGGUUUUUUAUGUUCAUAGAUUUAUUCACAAGUUCCAGAUCAAGGGAAUUCAAAGGAGUGAAGCUCUUUCAAGAGCUGUCCUUGGAAUUGUUCGCUUGCAAGCCAUUCAAGAUAUAUGUUCUACAGCAUCUCUUAGGUGUGAGUCGCUUCUCAUGUUUAAUCUCUGCGAUCAGCUCCCAGGUGGGGACUUUAUAUUGGAAACCCUUGCAAAUAUGUCAGACAUGAAAGAAAGUGACCGAACAAGCAAAUCAAGUCGCGAGAAGGGAAUGUAUUCAAUCUCCGCCUUAGACAUAGUUUCUCAAUUGGGAUUUGGGAUGGGAACAGCUUCAAAUGAUUCAAAUGAGAAUGAGCUUCUUGUGGGUGAUAUUGCUGUUGGAAAAAUGACUCCUUUGGAAAGGGCAGUAAAGGAAUCAAAAAACAAUUAUGAAAAGGUGGUGAUGGCUCAAGAGACAGUUGAUGGAGCAAAAGUAGAUGGCAUUGAUACUAAUUUGGCAGUGAUGAAGGAAUUAAUGUUGCCAGUCAGUGAACUUGGAAAGUACCUUCUUUCUUUGGCAUCAUGGGAAGAUCCUAUGCAGUCUUUGGCAUUCUGUUUGAUCUCCAGUUACAUUAUCUACAGGGACUGGCUGGCCUACGCAUUCUCUCUGUUACUCGUCUUCAUGGCAGUUUUCAUGAUGCUUACACGACUUUUCAACCAAGGGAGGCCAGUCGAAGAAGUAAAAGUCAUAGCUCCUCCAACAAUGAAUGCAAUGGAGCAGCUUUUAGCCGUCCAGAAUGUGAUUUCUCAGGCGGAACAGUUCAUCCAAGACGGAAAUAUCGUUCUCCUCAAGCUACGUGCCUUGAUGCUGGCCAUUUUUCCUCAGGCCACAGUGAAGUUUGCAGUUUCUCUUCUAGUGAUUGCUUUAACUCUGGCCUUCCUACCCACAAAAUACAUAUUUCUGGUGGUGUUUUUGGAGGCAUUUACAAGGUAUUCGCCCCCAAGAAUAGCAAGCACAGAGAGAUGGACAAGGAGAGUAAGGGAAUGGUGGUUCAGCAUUCCAGCAGCUCCUGUUAUUCUUGAGAGGGAAAAGGAAGACAAGAAGAGGAAAUGAAAUUGAUCCUUUGUAUUGUAAUUACAUGUAGAGAAGUUGUAGUAAUAUAUGUAUUUUAUUUUUAUGGGUUUCGUUUUCAUGCUGGCUUGUUAGGAAAUUAGGAAUGUAAAUUCCCCGGAUAGACAAUCUGAUGAGUACUUUUAAUAAUGGCAAGGGAAAAUAAUUGAGAAACUCCUUGUUUUUACUCGGUUAUUCC